Messenger RNA from Chenopodium quinoa (quinoa), 2860 nucleotides. Its product is annotated as myb family transcription factor PHL6-like. Gene Ontology annotation, molecular function: DNA binding; DNA-binding transcription factor activity. Bases 1103 to 2491 code for a protein of 462 amino acids. The record is from RefSeq and is a predicted model, not a curated record. NCBI's taxonomy places the organism in Eukaryota, Viridiplantae, Streptophyta, Magnoliopsida, Caryophyllales, Amaranthaceae. The transcript has 8 exons.
UUUUAGUAACAUUAGAAAACUAUAUUCUCAAUUAAACCUGAUCUCAGUCAAAUUCAUAUUAGUCGGAGUCUAAUAGACUCUAAAUUAUCAGAAAUGCUUUGCUUAAAAAAGAAACAACAGAUAAAUCCAUUUAACGAGUAGCUACCAUUUCACAAUGAUUGAUCACAAUCGAUUAACUCCAUAUUAAAAAAGAAAAAAAAUCUCCCACCUUCUCUUUCUUUAUCUCUUGAUAAGAUGACAACUCUCGAGAUCAACCAAACAUUUGCCUUAUAAACCCCACACAUUAGCAAAUUAACGAUUCAAAGUAAAAUGACAAUGAUGAUGACUAAGACUGCACAAAUUUGUCCCAUUCACAAUAACUAGGUCCCAAAUAAUUUUUCCUCCAUCAUCUUUCGUGUUCUUUGUGGUUGUGUGAGUUCUUCUCUCUCUUCAACUCUUGGCUCAUUCUCUCUCUGCUAAAUUCAUCUGAAAUCUUCACCUUGUAACUUUAACCCACCAUUUUUUUUUUUCCGAUCUAUUAUUUUGCCUGGGAAGUUCAUACUUUUCUCUGGUUUCCAGGAGAGAUGCUGUAUAGGUACCGAGGUUUUAGGGAAAAUGUUGGGCGUUAGAGUGAGUGAUUUAAGUAGAAGCAGAACAGUAAUCAUACAAUUGCAUUGCGUUUAUUGUUGCUGCUGAUAAACUCGAGUGAGUGGAAUGGAAGAAAGCUUCGAGAACAAUGCUGAUUCAGAAACUAUUUGGAAUAUAUUGCAUAAUGGGAUUUUCUCUUGGUGUUGAUUGCUAAAAACAUGAAUAGAUUCUUCUCUUAGGAAAUCAAAGUGUGCGCUAUUGGUUCAGUUAUCGACGUACUGCUGAUUAAGUUUUCGACUCUUCUACAGACUUUUAUUUUAUAUCUUUGUCUAGUUGACAUUCAUAUGUAGCUAAUAGCGAGCUCCUGAAUACUACACUGCUCACUCUUCCCUUUCUGUCUACCAAGCCCGUAAUUAGGCGCUUGCAAGCUUUUUUUGCACGGCACAAUUACAGCAUAAGAAAUAUUCUGCAGACUUGCAGAGUAAUUAGCAUCUUGCAUUUGUCAAUUCUGGUGAAAUAUAACAGAAUCUGCAUCAUGAAUCAUCCCAGUAGAGCAUGCUUGAUUGCAAGUGAGUCUAGCAAAGGGACUACUGCUUUUUGUCAGGCUCUUCCGUCGCUCGACUUCUCAAGCGUUGAAACCUACCAAGGUUCAGUGUCAAGUGAAUCUUCAUAUCCUUUAUUGAAGCAAUUAGGAAAACUGAGACUCCCAUCUGGACCAAGUGAUAUCUUCUCAUCUAGCUGUGACAGCCAUCUUAAGAGUACACCUUCUCGUUCUUCUAUGUUCUGCACGAACUUGUAUUUAUCAUCUUCAACGAGUUCAGAAGCUCAACGACAGCUUGGGAAUCUUCCAUUUCUUCCAAGCCCCUCUGCACCUCGAUCAACAAAGACCCAGUUGGUUUUGAAUGAAGAUACAGAUAGUCAUUGUGAGCAAAAGCACUCAGAGGAUUCAUAUAGAGAUUUUUUUAAUUAUUCUGGAAGCUUUUCUGAUGGUGACUUUGAUGAUGUUACUUGCGGAAGUGACUCUUUGGCCUUUUCAGAGCGUUUGGAGCUACAGUUAUUGUCUGAUGAACUGCAAUUAGCUAUAACUGAUAACGGAGAAAAUCCUGGAAUUGAUGAAAUAUAUGAAGCAUCUCCAGUGGCGUUGAGGCCAGGCAUUCCAUCAACAGUACAGAACAAUGCUCAGCCUGUUUCACCAUCCUUAUGUGUUAUUUCUUGUAACAAGACACCUGAGGCUGGUGCUUCUCAUAAGCCAAGGAUGAGAUGGACACCUGAGCUCCAUGAACGUUUUGUCGAAGCUGUCAAAAAACUUGAUGGUCCUGAAAAGGCAACUCCUAAAGGUGUAUUAAAGCUUAUGAAUGUUGAAGGGAUCACCAUCUAUCAUGUUAAAAGCCACCUGCAGAAAUACCGACUUGCGAAGUAUGUACCAGAAAGAAAGGAAGUAGAGAAGAAGACUUCUAGUUCAGAAGAGGAAAAAUCAGAUUCAAGUACCAAAGAAUCUGAUGCAUCAAAGAAAGGGAGUAUAAACGAGGCUCUCCGAAUGCAAAUUGAAGUGCAGAAACAGCUGCAUGAACAACUUGAGGUGCAAAGAGCACUACAAGUACGCAUAGAGGAACACGCACGCUACUUGCAGAAAAUCUUAGAAGAACAGCAAAAGGCUCAAACUGCCUUGGUCUCAUCACAGUCCUUGUCAUCAGUUACUAGUGAAGAGCCAGAGAUGGAACUGUGUCCUAGAUCACCCUUUAUCAGCCCUGAAUCACCACCUAAGCCUGCUGAAUCCAAAACUGAUGUAUCCAUUACAUUGCCAUCAAAGCACACAAACGAGGACUCUGAGCAUCAACCAUGCCAGAAAAAACCUCGACUGGAAGAUGAAUCUAAACCUGAGCCUAUUUCGGACGUGCCACCAGUUGUCGACAUUUCUCUAUGAUUGUGUGGUAUCUAAGACUUCUACCCGUCAGUCUUUUUCUCUACCUUGUAAAUAUAGUCUCUACGAGCCAUAGCUAGUAUCAAUAUAGUCUCUAUGAUUGUGUGAUUUAUUUUUUCUUUCAACUUCCUUAAGUACUCUAGGUCAUAUUUUCGCGCUUAAUCAGUGAUUCCUUUUCUUUUUUGGCACUCCCCUUUCCUCCAACUCCAAAAGAUUCUUACCAAAGAGAGGGAAAAAACAAGUUAUUCUUUCACAUUAUUGUGCUUGAAUUUUAAUAUCUGAAGACUGAAGCUCUUGUCAAUCUUUAAAGCAGGAACAGUUGGUGUCAUUAGUCAAUGCAAUAACAUAAGCAAAUUUAAAGCUCUUGUUAAA